AUCGCCAUGAUCGACAUGUACGUAGACGGCGGUUACGACAACCCCAACUGGCCCAGUGAGCUGGAUGAGCAGCUAGUGGAGUUCUUGAACGAGAAAGCAUCUGAACGCCGGAAACACCCCCGGAACAUCCGGUCGUCCUCCAUCGUCGGCGACUCCGAAGCACACAUCAUACUGGCUGACGAGAACAAUGGUACGAAUGGACCAGAAUCUGCGCCUCAACCGAGUCCAGUUGAGACCAUGGAGGAAGAGUUUGUGCCGGCGUCCAGCUCUCCACAAGUAGAGGCUGCCGAACCCGCAGAAGCUGGAGUGGAAGCGAGAGAACCUGAAGAGCCUGAGGUUCAGCGUGCGGUACAAGUUCGAGGCGAGGCCGAAGCCAUGCCGCAUGCGUCCGAGAACGUUUCUGACGACGGAAGUGAAUACGGGGAGAAGGAGAUGCGUGAUUAUGUCAGGUUUCAGCGAUCGCAAUCCAACUCCUUGGGUGGAAUCCGCUCUGUCUCAGCUGUGCGGGCAAGGUUUGUCGUGUUGAAGAAGUUGGAGUCCUUGGUAGCUGUCUCCCUGCCACUCGUGGACCUACGGACGGCGUAUGACCCUGACUCAGCUGCUGGUCGCCUAGUGCGUAUCAAAGGCAGACUGUUUGAAGCAACAAAGACUCACUUGUGGGAUGCGGCGAUUCGUCUCACUCAGGAUCGUAGAGAAGAAAUCCCAUCAGUCACUUUGUACCGAGGCGCUGCCGCACAGCACAGGAAGAAAUCAGGGUUGCAAGACACCAAAGGUACUGUUUUCGGCCAAUUGUUUGCAGCGCUGGAGGACUUGCCUCUACUUAGAGCAAAGAGCAAAGGCAAAGGAAUGAUGGCAUGGCAAGUUUCAUUCGUCGGAGAAGGUGGUGACGAUUAUGGUGGUUUGUUCCGAGAAUCUAUAAGAGAACUUGCCGCCGAUCUGCAGAGCCCUGCUACUCCGCUCUUCAUCCCUUCUCCCAACGGCCGGUUCAACAUCGGGUUUCACAGGGACACAUUCGUUCCCAACCCCACGUGCACCUCAGCGGUGCCGAUGCGUCAGUACACCUUCAUCGGCAAGAUCAUGGGGGCUGGGAUUCGAACGAACAAUCCGCUUGGUCUGGACUUCCCGCCCCUCAUAUGGCGUCGUUUCCUACAAGAGCCGGUCUCUGUCCAGGAUCUCUCCGGUGUGGACGAAAGAUUCGUGCGUGCCAUAGAAGCGAUUCGGACGCACCCUUGUGCUGACACUUGGACGGAGCUCGGGUUCAGCCCCGUUGCUGCUGUAGUUGGCGGCAGUGCAGCUAACAACUCAACGCUGGAGGACUCGAGCUUCAACUAUGUCGGGCUCGUGUGGACCGUACGCUCGAUCUCAGGGAAAGUGUUCGAGCUAGUGAAGGGCGGCUCCACCCGGCCCGUGCUGUACUCGGAGAGAGAGCAGUAUGCAAAGGAGGCAACUUCGUUCAGGUUGCAGGAGUUUGACAAGGCGAUCGACGCGAUGAGAGAGGGACUUGGGCAGAACGUUCCCUUGCUGAUGCUGCCGCUCCUGACGUAUCGGGAGCUCAUGGUCCGAGUCUGCGGAGAGGUCACAGUCGAUCUUGACAUCCUCAAGUCGAUCGUCAAGAACAAGCUCGACGCCUCUGAUGCGGAGACGGUCAUGGGAUGGAUCUGGAGCACCUUAGAGGAGUUCAGCAACGAGGAGCGCAAGCAGUUUCUUGGUUUUGUCUGGGGGCGCGAGAGGCUACCAAGAGAUACAAGUGGGCUGCAGCUGGAGGUUCGAACUCAGGCGAGCCAUGGGGACGGACACUUGCCGUCUAGCCAUACCUGCUUCAAUGCCCUUGAUAUCCCGAGAUACAGCUCUAUGCAGGUGUUGAGAGACAAGCUCAGAUACGCCAUCGCUCAUUGCAAAGCCAUUGACACUGACUUUGCCGCGCGAGGAACCAUUGGUGAGGAAGUUGACGAAGAUGAAGAGUUGAUCACGUCCGAUUCGGCGAUUCCUGAAGAACAUCUCGAAGAGAACGAUUCAACAUCAGAAACUGUCGAGCCGAGCUCUGAAGCAGAACAGUGUAGGGUAUCGUAGGCCGACUCAGCCGCUCAGUGAAGUAUAUGAACUUCGGAAAUGUAAUUUGUAAUGUACUGCCUGAACGC
Guillardia theta CCMP2712 is the source of this 2138-nucleotide messenger RNA. RefSeq lists its product as hypothetical. The coding region runs from base 7 to 2070 and encodes 687 amino acids. NCBI's taxonomy places the organism in Eukaryota, Cryptophyceae, Pyrenomonadales, Geminigeraceae. The transcript has 9 exons. Gene Ontology annotation, molecular function: ubiquitin-protein transferase activity. The record is from RefSeq and is a predicted model, not a curated record.